GAUGUUUAAAUAGAACAUAAGCGUUUCCUGGAUUUUCCUGAUUUUCAAGAAUUCUAUUUGUACGUCUGAUUCCAGUGGAUAUGAAUCUGUUGACAAAGCUAUAUUGUGUUAUAUAUAUCUGUUACGUCAGAUAACUUAAGUGACGAUCGAUGUCAUAUGCAUUGUGAAUGUAUAUAUACUCUCAUGCGUGUGAAACUGUGCUCAUUUAUACAUUUCGAACGUGAGAGUUCGGUUAUUCGUUGGAUAUCUAUGCGUGGUAAGCAUCAACUACUAGCUGCAUGAAAACCUAGACUAAACACACAUCUCAAUGGACUAUCCAGAAGAUGAUGUCUGAAACCAAGGACAUGGAGGACUUGCUGCGGGAGGGCAUAGAGAAGGUCAUGAAUUCAGAGUUCAUGCCCAUAGAUUAUGAGACAUUGGUGACGUCCAUGAAGGUUUGUCUCAGUCCAGCAGGAAUUCCAGAAAAGACUCAGGCUAUGAUACUCAUCUGCCAAUUCACAGAGUAUGCCUUGACACAGGGGUGUGACAUUUUUCAAGCUUUUCAAUAUUUCUACAGAACCAUGAUUCUUCUUGACAUCACUGCCAGGCUGGAUGGAAAGGAACCUGGUCAGGAACUGAUCAUAAAUAUGGCCUGUUCCAGUACUGGAAGCUUUCUGUGGAGGACCCUGUUCCUUGACAGUGAUAUAUGGAGGAUGAACGAAACGAGCACACUACAGAUGUUGAGAGACUUGAGAGAGUUGGUGUUUGAGUAUAUGAAGGAGAAUCCAGCAUUCUCGUUCUUCUUGUGCCUGGACUUGAUCCGAGCAUACAUGAUCGCUGGCAGAGGGUUCCCCCAAAAGCAAAAGACAAGGACAAGAGGUGAUCUCAUACUCCUUCUGGCCAAGUGCAGCUACCAAGCAGGGCAGUACAGACUCUGCACCAGAUACAGUAAAGAGGGUACGUUCUUUUUAAAUAGAUCAGAUUUCCGUUUAAUAAUAUUACAUUGUGAAUAUUACAAUAGCAUUCAUUGCAUACAGCUAUCUUCACCUCGAACACAGGCUAUCAACAUGUCUUCAGGGAAUCUGUGCAUGCCAAAUAAUUCUAAUCAGGAUAUGAAGCUAACACUAACAUUACAAAGUGAAUUUCGCAGCUACGUUCCCUAUGAACUCUGGGCAAGAGCUCUUCACAAGAGUGGACAAUACCGUGCAGCACUGGACAAGGUUGAAUAUGCUAAGGGAAUGCAUUCAGUUGCGGCAAGCUUCCAGGCUCAGCGGAGUAGUGUUGGGCAUGACGAUGGCGGUGAAGCCAGUGAUGGCUUUGGUAUUGGUGAUAAUGGUGAAUGGCUGAGUAUUGACGGUAAUGUUGAUGUUAACAGGGCUAUUGGUGAUAACGUGAUAACGGGGUAUUGA
Haliotis rubra (blacklip abalone) is the source of this 1388-nucleotide messenger RNA. RefSeq lists its product as uncharacterized. Lineage: Eukaryota; Metazoa; Mollusca; Gastropoda; Lepetellida; Haliotidae. The transcript is spliced from 9 exons. The coding region runs from base 324 to 1388 and encodes 354 amino acids. The record is from RefSeq and is a predicted model, not a curated record.